GGGGAUGUUCUUGAGCACCGAAGAACACAAAAAUCUGCAAUGAACUCGGCCUGUGUUCUCCUCCUGAUUUCUAUUGUUUUGCCGUCUCAAAGUGAAAAAUAUUCUCUGUACUAAAUGUCCAGCGCCAUAUCAAAAUCUCACAUCUCUGGAGACAUUUAUGAAUUUUACAACUCAAUCGAGCUCAAUGAUAUAGAGAUGAAUUUCUGUAACGGUGUGAAUAAAGCAACAUUCUUGACACAGUUGUGUGAGGAGUCUAAGAGACUCUUUAAAAAUGAAACUGAUGAUCUGCGUUAUGAACGAGAGUGGCUUCAAAUCAACCUCAACACAUUGAUAAGACACAUAAGAAAUGAAAACGGGACGAACGACACAGAUCUUCAUGUUCUUCAGUGGAGACACAGCUGUGCAGUUGAACAUCACUCUGAUGAUUCAGUAAUAUUCCUUCAAGGCACUGAUGAAUAUGCCUAUGAUGGAGAGACCUUGAACUUUAACCUCUCUAUGCGAAGGAAGCUUUUAGUCCUUGAUCACGGCAUCAUCUGGAAUAGAGAAUCAGUUUCCAGCCUGGAGAAUAAAUGUGUGGAAAAGUUAACCAGCUUCACUAACCUUCAACGAGAGGAAGAGUUCAUCAUGGAAUCUGAUCCUGAUGUUUACAUCUUUGUAAAAGCGUCCGGAUCAUCAGAGCAGCAGGUUCUGAUGUGUUUGGCCACAGGCUUCUACCCUAAAUAUGUGCAUAUGGAGAUCAGACACGAUUGGACACCGUUACCUGAUGAGCAGCUGCACUCGCAUGGAAUCAGACCAAAUGCAGAUGGAUCCUUUGAGCUGAUGAAGAGCCUGGAGAUCUUGCUGUGUGAAAGAUGUCUCUAUUAUUAUGUGGUGAAUGAAAAGAUUCUGCCAGACGAAGAAUUGUUUCCCUGUUCAGCUGAUCAUGGUGGAGGUGAAAGCAUUUUUGUCAUUGUAAUUUUGGUCAGUUCAACUGUUUCCAUCAUUGUUCUCACAUUUUAUCAACUAAUAAAGUUUAUUAAACGUCAAAAAAAGCUGAAUAAACUGAAGACACCAUCACAAGUGGAACUAUUGACUGAGGAGCUUCAUGAAACUCAAAGUCUUUGUGAGGCUAAAGAGACUCCAGCAGCAGCUCCUACAGCAGCUCGAGGUGAAAUGGGCUCUAAAAACAUCUCCCUGCCUAAUUUUGCCAUGGAGAGAGAAGACACAGAUCAGAACUCUGUUACCCAGAAUGCUCUGCAGUUAGCGCUGAUACAACAUUGCAGAUUCAAGAACAUUUCAAUGCCAAACCUUGCUGUAGAAGGGACACCAGUGACUCCAGUUAGAUCAGCUGAUUUUCUUAUAGAUUUUACAGGCUGAUUUAGAUGUUACUUCUGUCAUCAAUGUCAAAAGUACAGGAACUUCUGAAUGGGACUUCUGAAUGUCAUAUGUGCUUGACAUUUCCUUACUUAUUAGUGUAGUGUCAUUCUCUAGCAAGCUUUCAGAUACACACACCCACUCCUGAAAGCUGAAAUAAAAUGCUUUCAUUGCACGGUAAUGUUUUUAUUUUCCUUUUUUUAUGUUUAAGAUAAAUAUCACCAUUGUACUGCUACCAUUAAGUAUUUCGUGCAUUUUUAGUUGCACACAAGACUUUGAGGAAAUAAAAUGUAUUCAGAAUCCUCUGUUGCUUUAAUGUUAAAUUUUAGAGUUGUGAUUUCCAGGCCAGGAUAAGUCAUGGAAACUAUGGCAUUUUAUAUUGACAUACGGAAUACUUUUAUAGCUAUACUAAGCUCUCAAAUAUUUCAUCAGCAUAUUGCGCUCUUUUGGUACUUUUCCGUUUUGUACACUUUGUUGAAUAUGAGAUGUUAAGAUAUCCAACGUUUGUUAAAACUUGUAGAACUUGGUGGUGUGUCUGAU
Messenger RNA from Labeo rohita (rohu), 1893 nucleotides. RefSeq lists its product as uncharacterized. The coding region runs from base 115 to 1356 and encodes 413 amino acids. The record is from RefSeq and is a predicted model, not a curated record. Gene Ontology annotation, biological process: immune response. The transcript is spliced from 11 exons. Lineage: Eukaryota; Metazoa; Chordata; Actinopteri; Cypriniformes; Cyprinidae. Gene Ontology annotation, cellular component: external side of plasma membrane.